Messenger RNA from Cyclopterus lumpus (lumpfish), 1887 nucleotides. It is a transcript of the gene aldoab, whose product is annotated as aldolase a, fructose-bisphosphate, b. The transcript has 9 exons. Gene Ontology annotation, biological process: fructose 1,6-bisphosphate metabolic process; glycolytic process. Lineage: Eukaryota; Metazoa; Chordata; Actinopteri; Perciformes; Cyclopteridae. Gene Ontology annotation, molecular function: fructose-bisphosphate aldolase activity. The record is from RefSeq and is a predicted model, not a curated record. Gene Ontology annotation, cellular component: cytosol. Bases 450 to 1541 code for a protein of 363 amino acids.
AGCCAAGCACACAUUCUUCCACACAUUAAUCUACCCAGAGGGGUGAAGUGGAUGCGGACACUAGUUUGGAUGCAAGGCUGAAAGUUAAAUAAUGACUCCCCAGUUGACCCUUUCCUGACAAGCAAAGAAGAUCAGGAAAGGUCACCAAAAAGGUCAAGGAUCAACGCACUUGUUGCUAUAUUUGGAUCUGAUCUGAAGUGCAGAAACCCUCUUUGCCCUUUCACCGGCUGCUCACCAACAUGUUACUGCGGCCCAGUCUCUCUGAAUGUCAAGAGCCAUCUCUGGUUGCGUCCUGUUCUUUUUAUAGCUGGGCAGCUGAAAUGUGAGGGGUCACAAUGGGAGGAUAAAUACAAGGGCCAGCGCGCGGGCUGCAGGCUGUCACAGACGAAGGCCAGAUCUUCUCUCCCUCUCUCUUCUCUCAGCUCUCCUCCUAACCUCAAAGAGUCAGGAUGCCUCACUCAUUUCCCUUCCUCACUCCUGAGCAGAAGAAGGAGCUCAGCGAUAUUGCUCACAAGAUCGUCGCUACCGGCAAGGGAAUCCUCGCAGCAGACGAGUCCACUGGCAGCGUGGCCAAGCGCUUCCAGAGCAUCAAUGCUGAGAAUACUGAGGAGAACAGGAGGCUGUACCGCCAGCUCCUCUUCACCGCUGAUGAACGCAUCAACCCUUGCAUUGGUGGCGUCAUCCUCUUCCAUGAGACCAUGUACCAAAAGACUGACGAUGGAAAGGUCUUCACCCAGUACCUCAAAGAAAGAAACAUGGUGGUGGGCAUCAAGGUCGACAAAGGUGUUGUCCCCCUGGCCGGAACCAACGGCGAGACAACCACCCAGGGUCUCGAUGGACUGUAUGAGCGCUGUGCCCAGUACAAGAAGGAUGGUGCUGACUUUGCCAAGUGGCGCAGUGUGCUGAAGAUCACCCCCACCACUCCCUCAAAACUGGCCAUCUUGGAGAACGCCAAUGUCCUGGCCCGUUACGCCAGCAUCUGCCAGAUGCACGGCAUCGUCCCCAUCAUUGAGCCUGAGAUUCUCCCUGAUGGUGACCAUGACUUGAAGCGCUGCCAGUACAUUACUGAGAAGGUCCUGGCUGCCGUCUACAAGGCCCUGUCCGACCACCACGUCUACCUGGAAGGCACCCUGCUCAAGCCUAACAUGGUUACGCCCGGACACUCCUGCUCACACAAGUACAGCAACCAGGAGAUUGCCAUGGCAACUGUUACUGCCCUGCGCCGCACUGUGCCCCCUGCAGUCCCUGGCGUUACCUUCUUGUCUGGUGGCCAGAGUGAGGAGGAGGCUUCCAUCAAUCUGAAUGCCAUGAACCAGUGCCCUCUGCACAGGCCCUGGGCUCUGACCUUCUCAUAUGGCCGUGCCCUUCAGGCCUCGGCCCUCAAAGCCUGGUGCGGCAAGAAGGAGAAUGGAAACGCAUGCCAGGAAGAGUUCAUCAAGAGAGCCCUGGCUAACAACCAGGCCUGCCAGGGCAAAUAUGCUUCCGCAGGAGCCAGCGCUGCUGGUGGAGAGUCACUGUUUGUGGCCGACCACGCUUAUUAAGUAUGGACACUCACAAUUUCUCUUUCCACCUUCUUACCACCAUUAUUAUUUUAUCAUGGAGAAGACCAUGCCCUUGUGGGCACCACAUAUACAACUGCUAUUGAACAACAGCACUUUUAUAGAAUAUUGGUAGAAAGUGAAAGAGAAACGUCCGUGUGGGGCCGUUGGUGCAACCAUUCUGAGAAAGUGCUCUGCCUCCAUUCCCUUACCUUUUAUUUUUAAACCUUUUUUCAGGUGAAGAUUCCCACACUGUUUUUACACAACUUGUACUUUUUUUCUUGGUCUGAUUCCAGCAAGUGCAGUUAAUGGUUUGUACUGGUACCAUGGAAUAAAGUAUUUACCCUUU